CACUCAUAUUCUUACAUGUAGCUUAUCUACCGCAGCUCAGGUGAACGAUCGACAUCAGCGGACGAAUAUUGCUUGUGUUUAUUUUUUUUAAAUUGCAGUUUUUCAUACUUUCCAAAUGAACGAGAAAAUACUUUUAACGCUCACCCUUCUAUUUGGGGUGUCUCAUUGUGAGCAACUGAACCGCCAUGUCAGACAUUAUGAACUCCUUAGCUACAACACUCAUGAGCUACAUGCCAAGCAUGAACGAUCCAGACGAUCGGUAGAUGCCUUGCAAGAAGUGGAACUUGACUUUGAGGCACACGGAAGACCUUUUCAACUGAGGCUUCGUCAAGGAGCUCCAUACAUAGCUCAUAAUCUCAUACUAGAAACAGAUGAUGGUGCUGCACCCUACAAACCAGAUUUCCUCUAUAUUGGAAACUUAAAAGAUAAGCCCAAGAGUAAGGUCCAUGGAGGUAUCACCAAUGGCAUGUUCCAGGGUGUCAUCUAUGACGAGGAUGAUGAGUAUCAUAUAGAACAAGCCAAGUACCACCUGGAUGAAGCCAGUCUCCCGGACGCAGAAUCUCAUUCGGUCAUCUACAAAGCCUCUGACGUGACACACCCUGAUAAUGGAGGGUGUGGCCUUAAUGAUCGGGUGUCUAAAUGGAUGAAUAAGAUCCAGAACUCCAGAGUCGACAACGACAAUAAGAGAGAGAAAAGGGAAGCCAACGUCAACUGGCAAAACGUCGCUCAUGGAGCCUCAGAGAACAAAUACACAGCACCCGAGCGGACCAGACGUGCCGUAUACAACAGUGAGAAUAAAGCUUGCAGUCUGUAUCUUCAGGCUGACCACACCUACACGGCACAUUACUCCAAUGAUGUGUCAGAGGUCAUUCUCAACCUCAACAACCAUGUUUCAGCUAUCAACGCCAUCUAUAUAGACACAGAAUUUGCCCAUCCAAACUACGAAACUAUCAGAGACAUCAAUUUCUUUAUCAAGAGAAUCAGGGUUAAUGGUACAACCCAACAAGCUGAUGCUUCCAAUCCCUUCCGCUUCCCUAACAUUGGUGUCGAGAAAUUUCUGGAACUCAACUCACUGCAGAACCACGACGAAUACUGCCUAGCCUACCUGUUUGCAGACCGAGACUUCAACGAAGGUGUUCUGGGUUUGGCCUGGGUUGGCUCUACUGGAAGUACAUCUGGCGGUAUCUGUGAGAAGAGUUCUAAUUUCCAAGGCGUCUAUCAGAGUUUGAAUACCGGGGUUGUCACCAUCCAGAACUAUGGUUCCACUGUAGCAAGCAAAGUCUCACACAUCACAUUCGCUCAUGAGCUUGGUCACAACUUUGGCUCUCCUCAUGACUACCCUGAACGAUGCCGGCCAGGUGAUAAUCCUAACACACGAAGCGAUGGUAACUACAUCAUGUAUGCCAGCGCUACGUCAGGAGAUAAGCGUUUCAAUGAUGAGUUUUCAGACUGCAGUAUCGCCAACAUGACCGCAGUCAUCAGGGAGAACGGAGGGUGUUUUGAUCGGAGCGACCUUCCCAUCUGUGGCAAUCUGAUUGUAGAUGGAGAGGAGGAGUGUGAUUGUGGAUAUGAAGACCAGUGCGAUGACCAAUGCUGUACAGCAGCUACAUGCAUGCUAACACCAGACGCAAUGCAGUGCAGUCCUUCCCAAGGGCCAUGCUGUACAUUAGGUUGUCAAUUUGCUAAUGUUACAUUGUGCAGGGCUCAGUCAGAAUGCAGUAUUUCGUCAUACUGUACUGGUUACAUGGCAGGCUGUCCUGCUUCUCAACCUAAGGCUGAUGGUACAGAGUGUAAUGAGCACACACAAGUCUGUGAAGCUGGGGAAUGCCAGAAAUCAAUCUGCACUAAAUUUGGUCUGGAAGAAUGUUUCUGUGCUAAUGCUGAAAACACUGAACUCGAUGAAGCAUGCCAUCUCUGCUGCCAGAAUCCAAAUAGUUCUGCUACCUGCCUCUCUAGUCGUGACAUUGGUGUGAUGCAGGACCAUGUCCGAAUGUACGGUAAGGAUGCGCAAGAGGGCACCACCGACGUCAAGGUCCUGUAUCAGAUGCCGGGAGCUCCGUGCAACGAGUACCAAGGCUACUGCGAUGUCUUCUAUAAGUGUCGCAACGUGGACUCCAACGGCCCACUCUCCAGACUCACCAACGCAAUCUUAAACCCUGAACUGUACUCCAACAUUGCCGCAUGGAUACAGGCCAACUGGUGGGCUGCAGUGCUGAUUGUCCUCGGAGUCAUCAUCUUCAUGGGUCUCUUCAUUAAAUGUUGCAGCGUCCACACUCCAAGCAGUAACCCUAACCUCCCUAAGGCUCGUAGUGUACCCGGGGCAGCCACCCUGAGACGACGACGUUCACAAGCAGGGGCUCGACCCGCUCACUCCGACAUUCCAAUGGCAUAACGCAUCAGCAAUAUAGAGCACUUAAUAGUCAAGAAUUUUACGUCAUUCAUUUCUAGGUGUAGGUUAACUCAUCAGAGACAACUUUUUCUUAUGGGCUCAGGAAUGAAUGUUUUAUACUCCUGAAGAUUUAGAAUUAAAUGAUAAAUCAAUGAUUGAUCCACAGGGUGUGCAGUAUUUUCCAUACCCUUUUGUAGCAACAAACCCGUUUGAUAUAAAUUUCAUGACAAGUGUUGUUGUUACUUCUACUUCUACGACGAUACUCAGCAGGAUCCAUAAGUCAGGAUGUAGUGCUGAGGAAUGUUAUUUUUAAUACUCAAAAUCAUCUUACGAUGGAAUAUGUGUUGUGAUAUUUCAUUCCUUCGGGUACAUUGCUAAAUUGAUUAUCUUUUAUAUAACUUGACGAGUGCUGAGCAGUAGCAUGGUCUGGUUCAAACCCAUUGGAGAUGUCUUGUUUGGAGCCGAAAGGGCAUUAACUCACUGUUCAAGGAUAGUUGGUGACCUUUUAUGACCUUUAACCCUUGUUCAGGGGGUUAAUUGAUUCAACCUUUAGUGACCUGUAGGUUUUUGUCCUGAGCUGAGACAGGAGCCGACUCUUUGCUCACUCAGCAUUGGUUUCAAAGUUAUCUCACAGUGUGAUAAAUCCCGUAAAUAAGCUUUUUAUUGAUGAGUUUAGCAUGCAUUCUUUAUCAGAGUUUUACCCCCACCAUAGUCUCUUAACAAGGGGCCAGUGUCAAGAAUUACAUCUACAUUGCUCGUGUAGUGUGCUGGAGAAUGCUGUUCCGUUGAUCAGACUCCUCAGCAGUGGGUAUACUUAUCUCUCUGAUCAGAUAAUAAUGGAUACUACAUGUAUCAUUCAUUUUAUCACCCAAGAAUUAAUGACACUUUCCAGGUGAUAUAAGAGAAUUUCAAUUUAAAAGAGACUAUGGCUGCAGUGAUUUUUUCUUUCCCAUUAGCACAACAUGGAUUAACGUUGAGGUUUUGAUGAAUAAAUGCAGUGACCCACAAUCGAAGCAUUCUCAACGCGAAAAUUCAGAAAACCAAAUAAAAUGAAAUAAAAAACAGUGUAUGAUUGCCACCCUCCACUUUUCUUGUACAAAAGAUUUGACUUUUCAUAUUACUUUAUUAAACUGUAGAUAUUUUUCAGAUAUAAACAGAACUAGCCUUGUUUGAUUUCUAAUUAAAUGCUACUUCCAGAGUAUUAUCGCUUCUUCACUAAUACUCAAAGUCUAUCAAAGUAAUCAACUUAUGUAUAAGUUUCAAUUGUCAUACAACUGCGGAAUCAUGUCAUGUAAGUGAAUAAUUGAAACACUGGGUAUAUAUUGAUUAUAAAUCUAUUAAAUGUGAUAGGCCUUUAUAAAAAAGUUUUUGAUAUUUGAUUACAAUCUAGUGUGAAAAAUGAAGGCCUGCUUGAUUUGUGACAAUUAUUCCUCAUUUUUCUGUGGAGACAUUAUUUACGCACUUACUAAUUUUGUUUAUGACAUGAAUUACUGGAAUAUCUAUGAAUAGGAGUCUUAGGUAUUUUUUGCUAUGUAUUUUAUUUUGUACAUUGCAAUGAUUUUUACAUCAUCUCAAUUGAGUUUGAAGUACUUAAGUUAUGUAAGAGCUUAAUCAUGUAAUUUAAAUUAAAUGUUAUCCACUGUGUAGUUUGUAAUGAAUUGAAGAGACUUAGAAACAUACAUUGCAAGUUUUUAUUGGUAUUUUAUGAUUUGCUAGAUAUCUAGAAAAUGUUAUUUGGUAUACAUAUGAAUAUCUGGAGCUUUCAAAUUUCUCUUCCUCUCUCUCCCUCACCCCUCUCUCUCUCUCUCUCUCUCUCUCUCUCUCUCUCUCUCUCUCUUUUUCUCUCUCCCUUCGCAUUUCAAUGAUUACCAUUGUUAUUAAGCUAUAGAAGCACGAAUCAUAUAUUUCCAUCAUUAUGGACAAAACGUGGCUCUUUCUUAUAUAUGCUUUUUCAUAGAAGUGGUUGCAUUCACAAGUUUUUUCUUACUGCUGUCCCAAAUGAAAUCAAAGCAUACUUUUAUAUAUAUAUUGUUGAAUUGAGAGAGCAAUAGAGUUUCUGUAAAAAUACAGCUCCUUCCCAGCACUUUUUCCUUCUGUUUUUCAUUCAAAUAGUAUCCUACCAAGUAGACUACCAACAUGAAAAAGAAAAUUGUAUUUGGUUCUAGUCAAUGUAUGUUUGGCAUGAUCUAGCAAUAGUCUAGUGGUAGUCUGGCAACCAACUUAGCAAUAGAUGAAACAGCUUAAUUCGUAUUGUUCCCAUUAACAGCAUGAGCAUGGUAUUUUGAACAUAUAGAGAAACAAUAAGUUUUCUUUUGAAAUAUAUCUUCUUGUUUCAAUGAUCUGUAUACCGUAUAUUCUUUCAUAAUAGAAUCAACUCUUGUUAUAUUUGUGGUGUGUGUGUUUGCUGGUAUUUGCAUAAAUAUUGCCCAAGACUAUAUCAUCUUGUCUUUUCUUCCUGUAAUUGUAUUCCAUAAUGUGUGGUUCAAAAGAAUCGUGUCGGUAUAAAGAUGUAACGUCCCCUUGAGCCUAUAGAAACAGCUAUGCCUCUCAUAGCAGUCAAUAUAAUUAUACUAGUCACAGUCAUUGUCACUGCAUUAAUAUUUAACUUAUCAAAAUUCAAAAAAUUGAUUGAUAAACAUACUUGUAAGCAAAGUUAGAGAAUGAUUUCUUAAUUCAUUUUGAAAGAAAACCAAGAAGAAGGGGGGGAUAUCAGAUACAUUUCAGCUAUCCUAACAACAAGAAAAAGAAUAGAUAAUAUAUUUGGUUGAUAGGAAAUAAUUUGUAAUUUAAAAAAAUAUAUUGAAAUAAUCAUUGAAAAACCUGUUGUGUUGUGCAUGUCUGAUAAUUGUGUUCAAUGUGGGGGUAUAUCAUGUUUUGAGAUAGCCUUAGAGCUUGAUGUAUUUUCUAUUUCAUGUGUGUAUAUAUGAAUUUUUCAUUUUAUUCUAGUCUGAUAAGGACUCUUUUUGAUGAAUGCAAUAGAUUAAUUAUUUUAUUUCUUUCUUCAAGAGUUGGGCUUAUAAUUGCCUACUUCUGCUCGUUUAACAUCUUCUAUGUUUUUUCAUAAUUCUGUUGUAUCCUCCUUUUUCAACUUGCACAAUCAAAGUUUUCAUACAUAGUAACAAUAAGUCUUAAGGUAUGUUAAACGAGUUUCACAUAAAAAAAGACACAAUAGUUCAGAAAAAGACAUAGAAAGUUAUAAUACACAAUUUCUAAUCAGUGGUAUAUUUUCAAGCUUUAGACCAAAUGAUAUAAUUUUUUGUUUUGUUCAGAUAUUCUCUUUUUAUAGCAUGUUAAUACUGAGGCUGGCACUUGCAUGUCUACGUGUAUAUCAAUAGGAUAUUGUGUGUAAUAUUUGUAAUUGUUUAAAUUAGAAUGUUGAUAGCCUGUGAUUCAAUAUUCUAUGAUGGAAUGUUUAUAUUGAAAUCCUUAUUUCUUCAAUCAUUGACCUGUCGCCAUUAAGCUUUUGUCACCACUGAUGUCCUUUGAGAAAGACAUUCAUCUAAAUCUGCCACUCUUCACCCAGGGAGAGGUGAAUGUGUACUGGGUAGGAAGAUAUUCCUUGAAUGCUUUAGCCCCUUAUCAUGGCAGCUCAGCUACAGCAUAUAUGAUACCUUACAUUAAGAGCAGUAGAGUACAUUCAUAUAAAGGUAGUAGCUGCGUUUUAUAAAUUGACCUGUCAUUACUAUUAUUAUAGAACCCAGAUGCUUUAAAACCAAAAUUGCAAUCGAUCCGAAUUGAUCUCAUGUCUUCACAUCAAUCACAAAGUAACAACGUUCCCGUUUCUUAGGUUAGAAGUUGUGACUGGUAUCAAACUCAGUUCAGUUGCGACCGAUUCAAAUGACUCGCAACAAAGUUAUAAGACAAGGCUGACAGUGUACAAAAUAUAAUUUUGAUGCCUGCAAUUUUGACAUAAAAUAGAUAUCACAUUUUUUAAAGCAAAAAUUGUGUUUACUAUGUGAAUUUUUUUGAACGACUCUCUCUGGGUUAGUGGUGACAGAUAUCAGUUAAUAUCAGUGAGGUUCUUUUGUCAGCCGUAUGAACUGAAUCAAGUUUUUAUCAAAAUAUGUGCCUUUUCGAUGAAUUAUUUCUAAGUUUGUGUCUAUUGCAUUAAAUAUCUUCUUUAUACUAUUGAUGCGCAGAAUGCAUGAUGUUAUGAAAUUGUAGUUCUUACAGGGAAAAAAAAUCAUGAAAUUUAAAAAAUGAGAUUGUAGAUAUUUAGAUUGUAUAGGUGACUGUGUAUGUAUUUGAUACUUGUGUAAAACAUUUCUUCAUUUAAAUACACAUAUUCAUUUAUGUCAUGAAUUUUACUUUCA
Molecule: messenger RNA, 6702 nt
Organism: Strongylocentrotus purpuratus (purple sea urchin)
Lineage: Eukaryota; Metazoa; Echinodermata; Echinoidea; Camarodonta; Strongylocentrotidae
Product: disintegrin and metalloproteinase domain-containing protein 10-like
Exons: 14
Coding region: 116-2392 (758 amino acids)
Biological process (GO): membrane protein ectodomain proteolysis; Notch signaling pathway
Cellular component (GO): plasma membrane
Molecular function (GO): metalloendopeptidase activity
Source: RefSeq, a predicted model, not a curated record